Tachyglossus aculeatus (Australian echidna) is the source of this 986-nucleotide messenger RNA. RefSeq names its product LEM domain containing 1 (gene LEMD1). The record is from RefSeq and is a predicted model, not a curated record. The coding region runs from base 109 to 888 and encodes 259 amino acids. Lineage: Eukaryota; Metazoa; Chordata; Mammalia; Monotremata; Tachyglossidae. The transcript is spliced from 7 exons.
GUGAAACCCUAACUCUACUUCCUGUAGUAAUAAGCAAACAUCAUAGACCAGAGACAACCAUGUAAAAGGGGUCUGCUUUGGGAAAAAGAAGAUAGAACUUGAAAAAACAUGGUGGAUGUUGAAAAACUAAGUGACUUUGAACUUCUGGAGCAACUUACCAAGCAUGGACUCAAACCUGGUCCAAUAUUACCUUCCACAAGAAAAGUUUAUGAGAAAAAACUCCUGCAGAUAUUGAACGUAAGACCAUCAAAGCCAACCGUGAAGAAGGCAAUUGGAGACCUUGAACAUUUUCCUGAAAAUGAGGAAGAAGAGUAUUUUUCCGAUUCUGUUUUGGAACCUGGCAGUCUCGAAAUGACAUCAGAAAAAACCCAAGAAGAAGGAAAAGUAUGUAACACCGUAGAUGUGAAUAUUUUACUUAUAGAGGUGGACGCUAAGCUUACUCAACCAGAAAUUCAUGGACAAGAUGAAAUGAAAGGAAACGUUAGUCCUAAAGGAAAAAUGAAACACCAGUUUCUUCAUAACAAGACACCUGAGUCUACUUUUGUGGGGGAAUAUGAACUGAUAAUCUACACUCCUGACCCUCGCUCACCGUUUGGAGUAAGGCCUUCCAAGAAGAAGUUGAUAAAAGAAGAGGUCCCACCAGCCCAACCAGAGGAGCCCAAAACGGAGGUGGUCACACCCCCUCCGCAGAUGGAGACAGAGGUAGCCAAUGAGGAGGUUGUUGAAGAGCCAGAAAUGCUGAUUCCCAAAAUUGAACCAGAUGAAGGGCUUCCUUUGGCCUUUCGAGCUGCUGUGUUUGGCAUUUUUGUUUUCGUACUUCUUGUCUAUAUAACCAUGGAAACCAAUCCUGAAAACCCCUUCACUAAAUUCCUCAGGAAGAUAGGAUAAUCAUUGAAGGCAGUAUGGUUAAAUAACGCACCUUUCCUCCUUCAGCUCCUGAACAAGUAGAAUGGUUACUGAAUAAAAAACCUGAAGGAGAAACAAAA